AUGUCUCGCAACGUUCUCGUCACUGGUGCUGCUCGAGGUAUUGGACGUGCGAUUGCUCUCCGUCUUGCUAGAGAUGGUCUCAAUGUUGCUGUGAAUGAUAUCAAAGCAAGUUCUUCAGGUCUCAAUAAGGUUCAGCAAGAAAUCGAAAAAAUGGGUCAAAAAUCGGUCGCCAUAACUGCUGAUGUUUCUGUUGAUAAAGAGGUUGAAACAAUGAUGCAGAACGCUGCAAAAGAACUGGGCAGUUUGAACGUCGUAGUUGCUAAUGCAGGAAUUGCUCAAGUAAAAUCGAUCAUUGAUAUUACUACAGAAGAUUGGGAUAAGAUAUUCGCAGUCAACAUGCGAGGUGCGGGAGGAAAAAUCAUUGGUGCCUGCAGUGGGCUUGGAUACAGAUCAGCUCCAAUGUUGAGUCAUUAUUGUGCCAGUAAAUGGGGCGUGCGUGGUCUUACGCAAGCCGCUGCCAUGGAAUGGGCCAAACACAAGAUUACAGUCAAUGAUUACUGUCCAGGAUUAACUAAAACUACGCUGGCGGAUAUGUUUGAUGAAGAAAUGGCAAAAAUUCAAGGAAAGCAAAAGGGAGAUACCAUAAAGUAUCAC
This is a messenger RNA of Rotaria sordida, 594 nucleotides long. The record is from the annotation of a GenBank genome assembly. Lineage: Eukaryota; Metazoa; Rotifera; Eurotatoria; Philodinida; Philodinidae.